CUGUGGGGUCCUCCAGGAGGUGAGCGGGGUCAGAGCGAUGCUCAGGGCCAAGCGGGGACGUCGCCCCGGGACGUGUGCUGGGUGUGGGUGUGCGAGGAGGCCGCGUCCCUUGGCACCACCGCUCCCCUCCCCACACCGGGCUCCCGCGCGCCUUGUUGGGCGCCUUCGAACUCCCAAAGCUCCCUGCAAAGUUUUGGGGGAAGUGGGAAGCCGGAAUCCCUCAGCCCUGUUGGUAGCAUCGAGGAGGAGAACAGCAAUUAGGUCAAAACGCCGUGUCUCCUGGGGCAGGUCGCUACCUCCAGUCGCGGCUCGCUGCGCCUCGUUGCUUCAUUACAGCCGGAGCGACUGCUGGGGGUGGAGGCAGGCCCCUGCCCCCACGGGAAGGGUGCCAUGGGCAGGAAGAACAGGUCCCAAAUGCCCCGCAGUCGUAGCACGCCGAGCAUGGAGCGAACACAACCAGCCUCCUGCUCCACAGCCGCUCCCGAAGGUACCCGCGCGCUCGGCUCAGCGGCUGCCAUCAGGCAGACUUUGCAUGAGGUUUUGCAUCCUCCCCGAACGCCUGCGUCCCUCAGGCCAACGCCCGGUGUUGACGGGCAGAGCAGGGCUCCUGCCGCACGUACAGAGCGUGCGUCUCGUUGGCUUCUCUGCCCUGGUGAGACGAGCAAACGCACGCCAACGCGGUGCGACAGCACCGUGGUGUGCGGCGGGGCAGGGGAUGCCGGGGGCACGUUGCAUCCCCCCGGCCUCCGAUCGCUUUUUUGGGUUGAUUUUCUCUCUGCGAAGAACCAAGGUGAAUUACUCGUCGGGAGACAAAAAGCAGCAUAGCAAGGGGAUGAGCCGGGAGGUGUGUGUAAACAGUCAUUUGCGUUUUACGUGGUUGGGAAAAUUGAGACCUGAAAUAAAGAGUUCCCCUUUGGCCUGAGUUGUUUGCGCUUAGGAGCAAGAAAUCUAGAAACCUGUUCUGAAAACUGCACAGCCUUUACGUUUGGUAUUUUUAAAAGCAGACCACGCUAUUGCUAAUGUGAGGGGACCGGUGCUGGGCGUUUGUUACUGGGAGCUGAGGCAUUGCUCCUCAGGUAUUUCCUCUCCCAUGUUUCUGGAGCGAUGAUUGCUUACGCUUCUAAUUUUAGAUACUUCUGAUUUUCCUUCUCUUUGAAUUAAGGCUGGAGCAAAGCUGAGCGUCCUGUCGGGUUAAACAGAGGAUGAGGGAAAGGCGUAGAGAGCAGAGCCGAGUAAACGACCGCGCGUUAACAAAGAUGUGCACGCAGACAGAACUAAGUGCACCCUGGGCACACUUAGCUGGCGGCUCCUAAACGUUUCUGUCGCUUGGCAGUUUUCCUGCGCUGAGUUUUCCUGACUGUGAAGCAGAAGAGGAAACAGCGUCCGCACCAGAUCGUCAAGUAAACAGCAGCACAGAGCGACUCGAGUCAGUGGUUUCCGAAUCCCUGCGCACGAGGCAGCAGUGUUAUUAGCUGAGCAGGUUUUUCCUGCGGGUUCAUCGCCGACAGCGCCUGUACCUUUGACCCAACGGGGUGUACAUGGAUGGAGACGCUACGUGACAUCCCUCCACACCUCCUGCCUUUGAGCAGUCGUCCCGCUCGACCACGAGCUGCGUGAUUCUGGGUGUUUGCUGCCACGGGGGGGCUGUUCCACGGCCACGGCGUGGGUCCCACGCGGAUAAUCCUGCAAAGGCAGAGAGCUCGCUGUUAGGUGCCCCACGGGCGAUGCCGAGCCUGGGUGGCGAUUACCGCCCUUCCCCACCUCCCCGCCACAGCCGCCCGACCUCAGCGGGCCCGGAGGUUUAUAGGUUUAUCAUUAACGUUGCUCAAUGCUGGCAAAGCUUAAAAAAAAAAAAAAAAAAAAAAAAAAAAGGGGGGGGUGUUUGCCACAGAAGCUGCCCUUCGCCACACGAGCGGAGCCGUGCGGGGUGGCAGCUGGGGGAGCAAAGUCCCCGGGAGCAGCCUGCCCCGUCCCGUCCUGUCCCGUCCCGCUGGGUCCCGGGGGGCUCCUCACGGACCCGCCGGGCUCUGGGGGGGUCCCGUGCGAGGCCUGGGCUGAACCUGGAGCCCCCCCCCCGGGUUUCUGCUCGCAGUUACCUGAAGGAGUUCCGCACGGAGCAGUGCCCUCUCUUCGUGCAGCACAAGUGCACUCAGCACCGGCCCUACACUUGCUUCCACUGGCACUUUGUCAACCAGCGUCGUCGCAGAUCUAUCCGCCGCCGGGAUGGUACAUUUAACUACAGCCCUGACAUUUACUGUACCAAGUAUGACGAGACCACAGGAAUCUGCCCAGAAGGAGAUGAAUGCCCCUUCUUGCACAGAACUACUGGAGACACAGAGAGGAGGUAUCACUUGCGCUACUACAAAACUGGAAUCUGCAUCCAUGAGACAGACUCCAAGGGAAACUGCACAAAGAACGGAGUCCACUGUGCUUUUGCUCACGGGCCCCAUGAUCUGCGCUCUCCGGUGUAUGACAUCAGGGAGCUUCAGGCCAUGGAAGCUUUGCAGAAUGGUCAGACUACAUCAGAAGGUGGCAUAGAGGGUCAGUCUGCAGUUGCUGCUAGCCAUGCUAUGAUAGAAAAAAUACUCAGCGAGGAGCCAAGGUGGCAAGAUACAACGUAUGUGUUGGGAAAUUACAAGACAGAGCAAUGUAAGAAACCCCCCCGCCUCUGUCGCCAGGGUUAUGCCUGUCCCUACUACCACAAUAGCAAAGACAGAAGAAGAAGCCCAAGAAAACACAAAUACAGAUCUUCGCCGUGUCCCAGUGUGAAACAUGGAGAUGAGUGGGGAGAUCCUACCAAGUGUGAAAAUGGAGACUCGUGCCAAUACUGCCACACUCGCACAGAGCAGCAGUUCCAUCCAGAGAUCUACAAAUCCACCAAGUGCAAUGAUAUGCAGCAGUCUGGCAGCUGUCCCCGAGGACCCUUCUGUGCCUUUGCACAUGUAGAACAGCCUCCUCUCAAUGAAGAUUUACAGCAAUCCUCGGCUGUGUCUAGCCCUACCCAGACAGGCCCUGUGAUGUAUAUGCCAUCAGCAGCUGGUGAUUCUGUUCCAGUCAGCCCUUCCAGCCCACAUGCUCCGGACCUUAGCAAUGUGUGGAGUAAAGCAGGAACUCUGCCAACUAGCCCCACCUCCACCACAAUUCUUUGUAGGAACAGCAGUCUCGGAAGCCCAUCUAAUAUAUGUGGGUCUCCUCCUGGCGCAAUUGGAAAGCCACACAGCUUGGAGAGCAUUGGUUUUCCUCCAGAUUCAGUAACGGCAGCCGGCAGCUACAAGAAAGCACCGGGGUUUGAGCGAGAAGAUCAGGUGGGGGCCGAGUAUUUGAAGAGUUUCAAAUGCCAGCAAGCAAAAAUGAAGUCCCAUUCACUGGAACACAGGAGCCAGGAGCAACCUUUGUUACAACCCAAACAGGACAUACUGGGUAUUCUCCCAGUGGGGAGCCCGCUGACAUCCAGCAUCUCCUCCAGUAUCACCUCCAGUCUGGCUGCAACACCACCGAGCCCUGCUGGCACCAGCAGCAUACCAGGCAUGAAUGCCAAUGCCCUUCCUUUCUACCCAACCAGUGACACCGUUGAGUCCGUCAUAGAGUCUGCCUUGGAUGACCUGGACCUGAAUGAAUUCGGAGUGGCUGCCCUGGAGAAGACAUUUGACAGCAGCACAGUGCCCCACACGAGUGGCAUCAUGAUAGGUGGGAGUUUGCUGCAGAGUUCUGCUCCUGUAAAUAUCCCCGGCUCCCUUGGAAGCUCUGCCUCCUUUCACUCUGCCUCUCCUUCUCCACCGGUCAGCCUCUCAUCGCAUUUCCUCCAUCAGCCCCAGGGACACUUAAGCCAAUCAGAAAACACAUUCCUGGGGACAUCAGCUUCUCACGGAUCAUUAGGUUUAAAUGGGAUGAACAGCAGCAUAUGGGAACACUUUGCUUCGGGGAGUUUUUCGCCCAGUACCUCACCUGCAUUUCUGUCAGGUCCAGGUGCUGCGGAGCUGGCACGACUACGACAAGAACUGGAUGAAGCCAACGGCACAAUAAAGCAGUGGGAAGAGUCUUGGAAACAAGCCAAGCAGGCUUGUGAUGCUUGGAAAAAGGAGGCAGAGGAAGCAAAUGAUCGCGCCAACACAGCUAACAUGGAAUGUGAACUGGCUCGGGAGCAGAGGGAAGCCUUGGAGCUGCAAGUGAAGAAACUGCAGGAGGAGCUGGAGAGGAUCCACACGGGCCAGGACCCUCAGUUUCUGCGCUCCUUCUCUGACCUGGAAGCUCUCUCGCUCUCUUCACUUUACACCCUCCAGAAACAGUUGCGGGCAAACCUGGAGAAAGUCGAUAAGGCAGUAUUUCAGAUGCAGUCAGUGAAAUGCCUUAAGUGUCAGGAAGAGAACCGGGUGGUGUUACCGUGCCAACACGCAGUGCUGUGUGAAACGUGCGCCGAGGAGGGCGAGUGUCCCAUCUGCCAUCCCAACAGGCCCCAUUCUCUCCAGUCGUGACCUUCCAAGGACGCUUGUUCUAAUCAUAUCGUAUAGAACUUUUUAACUUUAUACAUACGUACAUAUAUAUGUAUGUGUACAUAUAUAUAUGUAUGUGUAGAUAUAUAUAUGUAUAUAUGUGUGUGUAUGUGCAUGUUUGUGUAUGUAUAUAUAUGCACACACACGCACAUACCCACAUAAAACAAAAAUUAGUUGCAGAGCACUUUUUAAUAUUUUACAACCCGUAUCUAAACUGCCCCUCACCCGUGCCCCACUAAUUCUAACUCUUGAGGAACUUUGAGAGCUGUUUUUAAUACAGAUCAAAGGGCCAUUUGCAAAGAGUCUGUGUUUCUCCUCUUUUCUAUUUAGGUGAUAACAAAUUUUUGACUAUUUCCAGAAGGAUUUAGAGUGGGCAAGAGGGGCUUCCACGUGCUUUCCAGAGGAAGAGUUGAGAUCAUGGGGAGGAUCGAGGUGGAUUGAAAUGACUUUUUUCAUGUCUUCGGUCUUCCUGCUCUUUCACUGACCCAGCUUGGUUAAAGCCGUCCUCCCUGAUGGAAGCUCCGCUGGGUCCCUGCCUGGUGGGCCUCACAUUGCCGAUCUCUGAAUGUGCAGAAACUUUGUCUGUCAUUUAAAACAGCAAAGUUCGCUUUUUAAAAAUUUUUUACACUCUUUGUAUAUUUAUAUGAAAAGAAAAAAAAAAAAGGGGAAAAAAUAUAUUGUACCUAGAGCAAGCCAGGCCCCCAAAUUCAGUGACCAGUAAUCAUUGCUGAUACAGCUAAUGCUGCAGGUUUCAGCAGCCUUAGAAGUAUUGCCCUUGUGCCAGCUAAAGCCCUUCAUGAAAGGAGUAUGGAUGCACAAGUUAGUUCUCUCCAGGCACCCCUUUGUGUGGGGGCUGUCUAGAGGAUUUUUAGCGUUUCAAACCAGAUUGAUUUUCCUUUUAGCCACAGAGACCUCUUUCAUAGUCACUGCUGAAACGCAUGAAACAAUUCCAGAUAGUUUAAGGACACUUCUUUUUGAACAGAGUGGGUGUUGCCUGUUUCAGCACCUCGAGGAUGAAUUGUGGGCUUCUAAGUUCAGAAGCCAUCAAGCCAGGAAUCACGUCUGCCAGUGGUGACAGAGAAAGCCCAGCAUGGAACAAACCGCUGAUAGAUCUAUUACUGCUUGAAAGUGGAGCUGGAGGAGAGUGUAAAUUCCUCGCCUUCUGCUCCUAGGUGGAGAUGCUUCUUCCUGCCCUCAGCAGCUCAUCACCGUGGCACAAAACAGGACACGUUUCACCACUGAAGCUUAUAAAUGCAGCCACCAUUCUUAUGUACGUAAGGAAGCGUCACUGUUUAGAAACUCUGAAGCUAGUUAGUCUAACAGUGCCCUGUGGCGGUGGUUCCUGUGUUAGUUAUCAUCUUACAGAGCAAGGAGAUAGGAAGGAAAAAGACUUCAAUUUCAGAUAUUUCCUUAGAAUAACUCAUCAACCAGUCUGUCUGUGUACUGGUGACUUAGUAGUAAUGUGGUAGCCUGCUGCAUGCGGCUGGGUGCCCACCUCCAGUGCUGGGUGCUGGCAGGGAUGCUAAACUCAUGGUGUGGGAGCAGAAAGAAGCAUCUCCCAUCAGAGGAAUGCACUCCCUUUUCCUCAACGCAAGCAAGGUGUUGUUGCGGGGUUUUCCAGUCCUCUCCUUCCUCCUAUUUCAGACUCCUUUCCUGAGCACAUGACUUUCCACCACCCUUGCACAGCUCUCACUGGCAUCUCAGCCCUGCUGAGUUUGUUUUCGGCCCUUUGGCCCCAUACACCAUCUGCAGAGGAGCUCAGGGACUUUCUCCUUCCUAGGAUUCUCUUUGUAUCUGUCCACAGUGAAUUUAUUCUCUUGGAUCAUUUUAGAAAAGCAAAGAAAUCCCACAGACCAGUCCGAUACACAGCACACUGUCCAGUGCAGCUCCUUUCUAGGGAAAAGAAACGCCACCAGCUUAGACCUGUCCAGCAGCUGAGCUUCCUGUGACUUUCUUUACCAGCAUGUACAUUAAAUUUUUACAUCGGGUGGAUUGCAGUAACCUGCUGGGAUCUCAACUAGAAGGCCACUCAGUUGAUUAAAUAUUUUUAUUUCGCACAGGGAUGUGUCCUGUGCUACCCCUCCCUGACCUGGAAAAGCACUGGAACCUCCAGCAGCCCACUGUUGUUGUAGGAACAACUGAAUUGUUACUGGAGCCUCUCAGAAAGCUUCAUAUUUUAAUGCAAAGACAUAAUUAGGUUUGCUUCCAUAAUUCCACCUUUCCUUCAUAUGGAAGGGGUUAAUAUGCAUUCCCAGAUGAUCUCUUAAGUGCAGCUCUGUGUAGUUCUUUUUUUUAUGUUUUCCCAUUAACUCGUUCUUUUUUUUUUUUUUUUGGUAAAAAUGCUUUUUUUUUUCCAUGUGUAUUUUAUUGUAACUAGCAUCAGUUUUUUAAUUUUUUUUUAAUGGAGAGACACUGUUGGGUGAAUAUUGUGGCUAUGUUGUUUGGUUAUAGCCUUUGAAUGUCUGUGCCAUGGGGCAGCACAUCUGCCUUGGUCUGAUCUUAAGGAAAGACCUUUUAUUAAAAUAUGUGAACAUUUCUUUUUUUAGGGGAAAAAAAGCGGGGGGAGGGAGGGAUAAAAGUUGCGGGAGAAAGAAAAAGCCCAAUGAAGAUAAAAGAAAAAAAAAAAAACAAACUGAAGUUUUUGUAACUAACUUAAAUCAUAGGAAAUAAACUCUUGAAUCAGGUCUUUAAUAUUUAUAAGAGCCAGAGCUCACCAGCCUGUUUUGGCUCUUGGUUUGUAACGCUUACUUUUUGUUAGCGUGGUGGUUUCUCUGCUCUCCUGCCUCCUGGGGACCUCUUCAGGGUGAUGCUGUCUUGGGACAGCCCUCUCCUUCCAGAACUAGCACCACCUGUGUGACUUGAGCUGAGUCCCAAGGGCUCUUCGCAUUCUCCCCUCUCUUCAGAUGAAGCUUGUCCUCUGUUUGCAGCUCUGUCGCAGUGUGACUGCCAGUCACAGCGUGAUGCACGUCUGUAGGGUCCAGGGGGACGAGACACUUGCCCCUCAUUUCUGGGGGGACCCAGAGGGCUACGAGAACCAUUCCAGACCAGAGAAAGCAUUUUUAUUUUUUUUUCCUUUUCAGUAAAACAGUUACUCUGUUUUAAAACUUAUCCUGAAGGACCAAAGAAUUCAAAAUUUCCCUAGUUGUGGCCCUUAAAUUUUAACUUUCUGUUGCCACGCUGUGCUGGUGGCAGAGCAGUGACAAGGAGUUAGCACUAGCCCCGGGACCUCGCGUCCCCUUCCCUCGCCACCGCCCCAGCCUGUCUCAGCACCCUUAGCACAAGCACGUAGGCUGCUUCUCUUUCCUCUGGUGCUUCAAGAAACACCUCUUCAAUUUAGGUUUCUAUCAAUUUGUUUGCUGCUUUCCAAAUCAAGAAGUAUCUGAAAUGUGAAUUAUUUUCUUAGGCAGCAGCUGGGAAAGAGAACUUCAUCGCUGUGUAUUUUGUGACUAUUUUGGGGGGGCCAACGUUUCAUACCUGAGCGAGGUGAGAGCGGGGGGGGGGAAGGCAGCGUUUCUCACCCACCCCAGCAGUUGUUAUCGCCGGCCCCAGGCAGGCAGGAUUAACCACAAUCGCAGCACUGCCUUCAAGGCUUCAAGAGUCUGUGGUCAGCUUCUGCGCGGUGUAAAAAAGAGACUUGUAAAAAAAAUAAACCUGGUGCUAAUAUGUACAGCCCGUGUAACGCACUGUCGAGCUUCUUUCUGAAGCAGGAACUCCCAGUUACAGGACACGCAGUAACACAUCAGAACCAAGGUGACUUUGUAUUUUUUUUGGCUGUCACGCUUCGAAGCGAAGUGGUGGUCCCCAAGUGGUCCCCGAGGCUUCUCGCUGAGCCCCCCCCCCAGCUGGCUGCCCCCGAGCAGCCCUGAGCGCGGCCGCGUCCUGCCCUGUCACAGGCUCCUCGCUGGGCAAUGAUGUUUUUCUCCCCAAGUUUUUGGGAGCCUCACAAUUGACCUCGGUGACGAACUGUGCAGGUUGGACACUUCUCGGCUGAGAGCUGGGGAAAGGGAGUCUUUAACUGGCUUGUGAAACCGCAGUAUCCUAAAGGUCAAUACACUUUUACUUUAUUAUAGAGAAACAAUAUAGAAGCAGAUGGCUUGAGACAACAAUAUCCUGGGUAGGUAGCUGUCAAAAGCAAGGAGCUAGCUGUAGAGGAUAGCCAAGAGCUGAAGAACAUUGGUGAGCAUCACUUUGGGCUACCAGGACCGCUUGCAGGUCCCACCCAGCCUUCGAUGCCGUAGCCUGGUGCCGCUGGCACCGGGGGGCCUGGGGCAGGUCUCAGAGCUGGAGCUCCUUCCCCUUAAUUCGCCUUCCCCAGAAGGCAGCCACUGCAGCUGUUCCCAUACCGAAGGGUUUUAUACUUUCCAUACAUCUCUGAAGCUGAACCUGAGCCACUUGCAAGGCUUGUGCAGCUGAGACAAUGAAGAGAAUUCCUUACCGUGUGAGGAAGCCUUUAAUGCUGAAUGGACUCAGUAAUUCAUUGCUGUUCCACCAGCCUCCGAAUCCUCUCUCUCCCCUUUCCCCCCCAUCUAAGAAGGAAAAAUAUUACCAGUGUUUUCCUCCGGAUUUAUAAUAAUCCCUGGAGUGAUGGCCAACAGCAAUGUAGAUGUUACUGAUGUAAAACCUAGUAUUUUAAAGGUGAAGUAUUCCUGCAAACUAGUGACUGCGUCGGAGAGAUUUCUGGGGCUUCCCCACUCCGUAGCUUCCAAUGUUAAAACAAAAUAAGUACAGUAUGAGUUUAAAAAAAAUAAUAAUAAUACACACUGCAGUAUUUCUCGUGGCAAUUCUUGCCCAGUCUCUUCCUCGCUUUCCCCGGGAGGAAGGGCACUGGGCAGAAGCGCCCCAAGUCCGUGUAGAAGUUGGCAGAAUGGUGAUCGGUGGUGUGUAAAACGUGUUGUUGAUUCCAUGUAUAGAACUGUGAUUUCAGCUGUCGUUCUCUCGUACUCUGUAAAUAUGUGUUUUGGCUGUCGGAAA
Molecule: messenger RNA, 9461 nt
Organism: Anas platyrhynchos (mallard)
Lineage: Eukaryota; Metazoa; Chordata; Aves; Anseriformes; Anatidae
Source: RefSeq, a predicted model, not a curated record